AUGUACAGAUUGAAUGCAGUGAUUAAUAGUGAUAGCAAGAGUAUUGUCAUCGUCCUCUGUUUUUUCCUUAUGAGAAUACUUUCAUCGUUUCUACCGCCGGCGGGUUUUCUGCAGUCUAAAUCCGUGAGGCCGAGGCGAAAAUGGGCCCCACCCCCCGCCGCCGCCGCCGCCAUUGUUGGGGAGGAGAAGGAGAAGGUGGUGGUAGUAAUGGGGGCGACUGGGUCGGGGAAAUCGCGGGCUUCUAUAGACUUGGCUACCCGGUUUUUCACGUCGGCAGAGGUGAUCAACUCCGAUAAGAUACAGGUUUACAAGGGGCUGGAGAUUACGACGAACAAAAUCACAAUGCCGGAGCGGAAGGGGGUCAAGCACCAUCUUUUGGGGGAGUUUGAGGCGUCGGAAUCUUGGCCGGAAUUUUCUCCGGCGGAUUUCCGGGCCGCCGCCGGGGAACGGGUGUCGGAGAUUGCGGGGAGGGGGAACGUGCCGUUUAUCGUGGGUGGGUCCAACUCCUAUAUUUACGCUUUGUUAGUGGAACGAUUCAACCCCGAGUUAAACGUGUUCGACGAGUCCAACUCGGUUGACUCGUUCUGCCGGGAGCUUCGCUACAACUGCUGUUUCCUCUGGGUCGACGUGUCCCCGCCGGUGCUAAACCGUUACCUCUUCAAGCGCGUGGACGACAUGAUGGAUUCCGGCAUGCUGGACGAGCUCUCCCGGUGGUUCUCCGAUCCGGGGAACCCACUGAGUCGAACCGGCCUGGCCAAGGCGAUUGGCGUCCCCGAGUUCGCCGAAUAUUUCCGUUCCGAAAAAAGGGGGAAACGGUUAUUAUACGAGGAGGCGGUGAGGGAGAUCAAGGUGAACACGCGGCAGCUAGCGGAGAGGCAAGUCCGGAAGAUCCAACGGCUGAGAGAAGCGGGCGGGUGGGACCUACACAGAAUAAACGCCACGGCGGCUUUUGCGGCGGCGAUGGGGUCGGAAUCGGAAUCGGAAACCGCCGAGAUUUGGGAGAAUCAGGUGGUGCAACCAAGCAUGAAGAUUGUGGAGAAGUUCUUGUUGGAGUAGGUUUACAGCUAUUUCCAGCUCUCUCACCCUCAAUACAAAAUAUUUUUAUUUCCACUU
Ipomoea triloba (trilobed morning glory) is the source of this 1113-nucleotide messenger RNA. RefSeq names its product adenylate isopentenyltransferase-like. Bases 1 to 1056 code for a protein of 351 amino acids. Lineage: Eukaryota; Viridiplantae; Streptophyta; Magnoliopsida; Solanales; Convolvulaceae. Gene Ontology annotation, cellular component: mitochondrion. Gene Ontology annotation, molecular function: tRNA dimethylallyltransferase activity; AMP dimethylallyltransferase activity. The record is from RefSeq and is a predicted model, not a curated record. The transcript has a single exon. Gene Ontology annotation, biological process: cytokinin biosynthetic process; tRNA modification.